AACUUCCAAUACUUGUUAUUGUGGAAGACAGUAGUAAUUCAUCUGAAACAGAGGCGCAGCAAUUUGGGUUAUCAGAAAGAGACUUCCUGGUUUUCCCUUCUUUACUGAUUAGAGGCAAAAAAGUGUAGUUUCUGAGCUGAACGAUGACAACAUUGCAGAAUAAAGAAGAAUGUGGAAAGGAACCAAAGAAAAUCUUUGCCCCACCUGCACAGAAAUUGUCCAGCCUGAUACCUUGUAGCCUUAACUCGUGUGAUAAGACCAUGGGGAUCAGUUCCCCAGAGACAGAGGCCAAGGCAAGCCUUCCAAAGGCCAGGUUAGAGAAGAGGAAGGAAAAAGCAGCUGCAGAAAAUGGUCUCAGCAGUGGCCAGGAGGAAGAAGGGAAGGCUCAAGACAACCAGCAAGCAGAGAAAAAAGAAAAGGAAAAAUCAAGCCUUACCAGUGCAGAAUUUGAGGAGAUUGUCCAGAUUGUGCUGCAGAAGUCCCUCCAGGAGUGCUUGGGGAUGGGAUUUGGCCUUGAUUUUACAGAGACUUCCAUUGCCCAGCCCAUAAUAUGUACCCAAUCAGACAAGGAACCAGGAAUCAUUUCGUCUGCUUCUUAUAAUGCUAAUGGGGUAAUGGUACCUCAAAUUCCAAAGAUUUCAGCCUCCUGGGAAGAUGAAGUUGUUCCUGAGUUAAGAACAUCUAAGAUAGGCCAGCCAGAUCCUGCACGCUCUAAGAAGAAAUUCAGUAGACUUUCCUUAAGCAAAAGAAAGAAAGAUGCUCAUGAGAAAAUGGAGAAAGUCCAAGGUGGACAUGAGCAAAGACAGAAAGAUCGACUGAAGAAAAUGAUUCAGGAUCAUUCUCAGAUCAAGGACCACCAAAAAGGAGAGGAAAGUGGUUUUGGUCAGUGUCUGAUCUGGGUCCAGUGUUCCUCCCCAAACUGUGAGAAAUGGAGGCAGCUACGUGGGAACAUUGACCCCUCAAUUCUCCCUGACAAUUGGUCCUGUGACCAGAAUACAGACUUAGAGUAUAAUCGCUGUGAUAUUCCUGAGGAGACCUGGACGGGGCUUGAAAGUGAUGUGGCCUAUGCUUCCUACAUCCCGGGAUCCAUCAUCUGGGCCAAGCAAUAUGGUUACCCCUGGUGGCCAGGCAUGGUAGAAUCUGAUCCUGACCUGGGGGAAUAUUUUCUUUUUACUUCUCAUCUUGAUUCCCUGCCAUCUAAGUACCAUGUGACAUUUUUUGGAGAAACAGUUUCUCGUGCCUGGAUCCCAGUCAAUAUGCUAAAGAACUUCCAGGAGCUGUCCUUGGAGCUAGCAGGAGUGAAAAAGUGUAGGAACAAAGACUGCAGCCAGAAACUGGGGGCAGCCCUGACGAUGGCUCAGGAGGCAGAACAGAUCAGCAUUGAGGAACGGGUUAGCUUGUUUGGUUUCCGGAGCCGAUACAGCAGAUCUGACAGUGAUGGGGAAGGAAAAGACUUGAUGCUCUCUAGGCCUGACAGUCCAGAAUCCUGCUUGGAGAAAGAGGAGGAGGAGAAGUCAGAAAUGGAGGAGAAGGAAGAGAAAAAAGACCCAACUUUGCCCAGUUCUAGGCCAGUCAAAAUGCAGACAAAAGAACCCAAGCCAAGAGGUAUUGGUGGUGGGGUUGAUGCAGGCAUGGCAGAUGGACGAGGUGGGACCCUGCCAAAGAAGAUGAUGAAGAGAUCUCUGGGCAAUGAACCCUCAGCUCCCCCUGCACCCUUAGUGAGCGAGAAAGAAGGCCAAGGGAAUCCAGAUACCGACCAACUAGGCCCAAAGAAAAAAUUUAAAGCUCCCCAAAGCAAGGCUUCAGUAACCAGCUUAUCCGAUGAAAAAGAAGUUAGAAUGAGGCCAAAGGGUCUGGGUCCAUUAGCAUGUCCCUCAGCUGGGAAGGAAGGGCCUGGACCCUAGAAACUCCUGACUCAGGAGGCUGGAAGUGCUACCCCUGAAGAUGAAGAUUCCAGUGACCUGGACCUGGGGCCCAUGGAAGAUGUCGGAAAAGAGAGCAGAGAGAGGAGCCCCAGCACAGAGAUGGCCAAGAGCUCCCUGCGGCCGUCGUUGAGGAACGCUGUGUGGUCUCGCCCCCCUUCCUGUUCUCCCUUCUCUGGAGCACAGGCGGGAGAGCCUUUCAGGGGGUCCCUGGGAAGUUGCUGUAUGUUGGGGGUGUGAAUGUGAACUGGCUACAGAGCUCGAGUCAGAGUUGUGCAGUUUGUGUGUUAAUAAAGCAGGAUACUGGUCA
Carlito syrichta (Philippine tarsier) is the source of this 2232-nucleotide messenger RNA. RefSeq names its product zinc finger CW-type and PWWP domain containing 1 (gene ZCWPW1). NCBI's taxonomy places the organism in Eukaryota, Metazoa, Chordata, Mammalia, Primates, Tarsiidae. Gene Ontology annotation, cellular component: nucleus. The record is from RefSeq and is a predicted model, not a curated record. Gene Ontology annotation, molecular function: zinc ion binding.